ACCCAUGGUCCCAAGCGAGGCCUGGCGCGGGACGCCGGACGCGGUGCGGGGCGGAGCGGGGCGCCAAGGGGCGCGCCAGGAGCUGCGCGGGCGCUGGGAGGGAGACCAGGGCGCAGUUCCGGGCGCGUCUGAGCGGUUCUCGAGGCGUUCUCGCCUCGGUCUCUGGCGAGUGCACGGGUUGGUAUCCCAGAGGAGGUUAAAGCUGUUCCUUGAGACCUCCGCUGCUAAAUAGAGUCGCAGUAGUGACCCGAUUCGUCCAGCAACGCGGGGCUGACUUCCCGCCUCCAAGCCCUGAGCUUGGCACCGUGGCGGUGGGGGGUGGGGGUGGGGGGUCUCCGAAAGGGAAUCAGACCCGGCCCCCGUCCUUAGAGAAGAGGACAGUGUGUGGGGGCACUUUAUGCCGUCAGUAACCCCACCUCCAGGUAGACGUGGUACAGGCCCCAAGGGUGUUGGAAUCACAGCUGGGAAAUCAGGGACGCCGUCCCGGAGGAGGUGCCAUUUGAGCCGAGUCGAAGAACGUGUGGGAAUUUUCCAGGUGGACUCCAUAAGCCAGGAUCAAAAGCAGCAUGGAUCUGCCUGUGGAUGAAUGGAAAUCAUAUCUGCUUCAAAAGUGGGCUUCACUCCCGACGUCUGUUCAGGUCACAAUUUCUACAGCAGAGACCUUGAGGGAUAUCUUUCUUCACUCCUCUUCACUUCUUCAACCUGAGGAUGAGCUGUUUCUAAAAAGACUUUCUAAAGGUUACUUGGUGGGAAAGGACUCGGACGCUCCUCUUUUCUACAGAGAAGAAGGAAACAAAAAAUUUCAGGAGAAAGAUUACACAGGAGCUGCAGUGCUGUACUCUAAGGGAGUGUCACAUUCAAGGCCUAACACUGAGGACAUGUCACUGUGUCAUGCUAACCGCUCGGCAGCCCUCUUCCACCUGGGUCAGUAUGAGACGUGUCUUAAAGACAUUAACAGAGCACAGACACAUGGGUAUCCAGAAAGGUUGCAACCCAAGAUUAUGUUACGUAAAGCAGAAUGUCUGGUGGCCCUGGGGAGACUGCAGGAGGCAAGCCAGACCAUCAGUGAUCUUGAAAGGAACUUCACAGCCACACCAGCCCUAGCAGAUGUCCUCCCUCAGACUCUGCAGAGAAACCUCCAUCGUCUGAAAAUGAAGAUGCAAGAAAAGGACAGUCUCACAGAAAGCUUCCCAGCAGCUCUGGCCAAAACCCUUGAGGAUGCAGCGCUGAGGGAGGAGAAUGAACAACUUUCCAAUGCCUCAUCAUCCAUCGGCUUAUGCGUAGAUCCUUUAAAAGGUCGCUGUCUCGUUGCCACAAAAGAUAUUCUCCCAGGAGAGCUCCUGGUGCAGGAGGAUGCUUUUGUGAGUGUUCUCAACCCAGGAGAACUGCCACCACCGCAUCACGGCCUAGACAGCAAAUGGGACACCAGAGUCACCAAUGGGGACCUCUAUUGUCACCGAUGUUUGAAGCACACUUUGGCCACAGUUCCGUGUGACGGAUGCAGUUAUGCCAAGUAUUGCAGCCAGGAGUGUUUGCAGCAGGCCUGGGAGCUCUACCACAGGACAGAAUGUCCUCUGGGAGGGCUGCUUCUCACACUGGGUGUCUUUUGCCACAUUGCCCUGAGGUUGACUCUUUUGGUGGGAUUUGAGGAUGUUCGCAAAAUCAUAACGAAGCUUUGUGAUAAGAUUAGUAACAAGGACAUCUGUUUACCUGAAAGCAACAAUCAGGUCAAGACACUUAAUUAUGGCCUAGGGGAGAGUGAGAAAAAUGGCAACAUCGUUGAGACCCCAAUUCCUGGAUGCGAUAUUAAUGGGAAGUAUGAAAAUAAUUAUAAUGCUGUCUUCAACCUUUUGCCCCACACUGAAAACCAUAGCCCAGAGCACAAAUUCCUCUGUGCUCUCUGUGUUUCUGCACUGUGCAGACAGCUAGAAGCAGCCAGUUUACAGGCCAUCCCAACUGAGAGGAUUGUGAACUCCUCUCAGCUUAAAGCAGCAGUGACACCUGAAUUGUGUCCUGACGUGACUAUUUGGGGAGUGGCGAUGCUGAGACACAUGUUACAGCUUCAGUGUAACGCUCAGGCGAUGACCACCAUACAACACACAGGACCUAAAGGGAGCAUCGUUACCGACAGCAGGCAGGUGCGCCUUGCCACAGGCAUCUUCCCUGUUAUCAGCCUCCUGAACCACUCCUGUAGCCCCAACACCAGCGUGUCCUUCAUUAGCACUGUCGCCACCAUCCGGGCGUCACAGCGGAUUAGAAAGGGGCAAGAGAUUCUCCACUGCUAUGGGCCUCACAAGAGCCGGAUGGGGGUUGCCGAAAGGCAGCAGAAGCUGAGGUCUCAGUAUUUCUUUGACUGCGCCUGUCCAGCUUGUCAAACUGAGGCACACAGGAUGGCUGCAGGGCCCAGGUGGGAAGCAUUCUGUUGCAACAGUUGCGGAGCGCCCAUGCAGGGAGAUGACGUGCUGCGCUGUGGCAGCAGAUCUUGUGCAGAAUCCGCCGUCAGCAGGGACCACCUGGUCUCUCGGUUACAGGACCUACAGCAGCAGGUCAGAGUGGCCCAGAAGCUUCUCAGAGAUGGUGAACUAGAGCGAGCUGUUCAGCGGCUGUCGGGGUGCCAGCGUGACGCCGAGAGCUUCCUGUGGGCAGAGCACGCCGUGGUGGGAGAGAUCGCGGAUGGCCUGGCCCGGGCCUGUGCUGCCUUAGGAGACUGGCAAAAGUCAGCCACCCAUCUACAGAGGAGUCUCUACGUGGUGGAGGUUCGCCACGGGCCGUCCAGUGUUGAAAUGGGCCAUGAGCUCUUCAAAUUGGCCCAGAUCUUUUUCAACGGGUUUGCAGUACCCGAAGCCCUGAGCACAAUACAGAAAGCUGAGGAGGUUCUGUCGCUGCACUGUGGCCCAUGGGACGAUGAAAUCCAGGAGCUCCAGAAGAUGAAAUCCUGUUUGUUGGACUUACCACCCACCCCUGUAGGGCCUGCAUUGUAGGGUUCCAGGAGGAUUUUGACCCACAGAAAAGGAGCCCAUGGAACACAAGUUAAAGAGGUUUUGCUGGCCAGGUAUGGUGGCUCACGCCUGUAAUCCCAGCACUUUGGGAGGCUAAGGUGGGCGGAUCACCUGAUGUCAGGAGUUCAAGACCAGCCUGGCCAACAUGGUGAAACCCCAUCUUUACUAAAAAUACAAAAAACUAGCCAGGCGUGGUGGUGGGCACCUGUAAUCCCAGCUACUUGGGAGGCUGAGGCAGGAGAAUCUCUUGAACCCAGGAGGCGGAGGUUGCAGUGAGCCGAGAUCGCUCCACUGCACUCCAGCCCAGGUGACAGUGUGAGACUCCAUCUCAAAAAAAAAAAUAAGAGGCCGGGUGCGGUGGCUCAAGCCUGUAAUCCCAGCACUUUGGGAGGCCGAGGCAGGCAGAUCACGAGGUCAGGAGAUCCAGACCAUCCUGGCUAACACGGUGAAACCCCGUCUCUACUAAAAAUACAAAAAAAUUAGUCGGGCGUGGUGGCGGACGCCUGUAUUCACAGCUACUCGGGAGGUUGAGGCAGGAGAAUGGGGUGAACCCGGGAGGAAGAGCUUGCAGUGAGCCGAGAUCGCGCCACUGCACUCCAGCCUGGGUGACAGAGCCAGACUCCAUCUCAAAGAAAAAAAAAAAAUAUUAAGAGGUUCUGCUGCCAGAUGUGGGUUCUGUGGGUCGGGUGUGGGUUCUGUGGGUCGGGUGUGGGUUCUGCAGACCAGGUGCGGAUUCUGUGUAGGUUCUGCAGGCCCAGUGUAGAGGCUCACACCUGUAAUCCCAGUACUUUGAGACGCUGAGGUGGGAGGAUCACUUGAGCCCAGGAGUUCAAAACCAGCCUGGGCAAUAUAGUGAGACCGUAUCACUACAAAAAAGUUUUUUUAGUUCACCGAGCAUGGUGGCACAUGCCUGUAGUCCCACCUACUCGAGAAGCUGAGAUAGGGUCACCUGAGCCUGGUAGGCUGAGGCUGCAGUGAGCCAAGAUCGCACUACUGCACUCCAGCCUGGGUGACAGAGUAAGACCCUGUCUCAACAAAAAAAUAACAGGUUCUGUUGCUGCUGAGCUUUCGUCAGGAAGAUAAGACUUUCCCAACAGUCCGAAGCCUAGGAUAUGAGGGCUGAGGAGGACUCAAACCGUUGCAGUCAGAGAGACACCUAUUUUGGUGAAUAUUUUUUGAAAUAGUUAAGUGGCCUCCAGUACAAACUCCCAGUUCCCAGAAAAGACUUAAAACUAGUAUCUGGAGAUUCCAAGUCCUUUAAAAGGAUUUUAGCUGAUCUGCAGGCAUCUGGAUGUUAGCCUGGGGUUUUGGCUGGAUUCCACCUCGCUCAGUGAUGAUAGUCUGUUUCCCUGGAACAUUCCUGUGGUUUUAGUAGUAAUGAGAUGUGUGCACCACUCCAGUGGGAACUGAAGCUCUUAGUAGUUACAUUGUAAUUAAAAAAGAAUUAUAAAACAAGAAAUCAGCAAGCCUGCUUACCUCCAGAGACACACCGUUCCACUUACAGUAUCUAGCUUCCUCGACUCCUUUGUUAAAAUCGUGGAGUAUGAACCGUGACCAGAGAAGUAAAUAUGGAGCCGUUUUAUUGAGCAGUUUCCUCCAGGGAUGACGGCUGUCAGUGUGUUUCCUGCCAGUUUUCCAGUCCUUACUCUCUGCCCUUCAUUCUGUACUCUUGGCAGAGUCAGUAACCAACCACUAAUAAAAUCAAAGUUGUAGUAAAGACUUUAUAACACAUAUGCCUCCUUCUGAGUUGUUGGUUUUGUUUUGUUUUGUUUUGUUUUGUUUU
Homo sapiens (human) is the source of this 4782-nucleotide messenger RNA. It is a transcript of the gene SMYD4, whose product is annotated as SET and MYND domain containing 4. Gene Ontology annotation, molecular function: protein-lysine N-methyltransferase activity. Gene Ontology annotation, cellular component: nucleus; cytoplasm. The transcript is spliced from 11 exons. NCBI's taxonomy places the organism in Eukaryota, Metazoa, Chordata, Mammalia, Primates, Hominidae. The record is from RefSeq and is a predicted model, not a curated record. The coding region runs from base 567 to 2981 and encodes 804 amino acids.